Lentinula edodes (shiitake mushroom) is the source of this 1051-nucleotide messenger RNA. RefSeq lists its product as uncharacterized. The transcript is spliced from 5 exons. Lineage: Eukaryota; Fungi; Basidiomycota; Agaricomycetes; Agaricales; Omphalotaceae. The record is from RefSeq and is a predicted model, not a curated record. Bases 164 to 1051 code for a protein of 295 amino acids.
UCGUAGUACUGGCUGACAGUGAGGGGAACAUUCCUCUGGGACAGGGGAGCUCCAUAAGGCGGUCAUAGAAGCAUUUGGAAACUGUGGAAUAGGGCUUUAAAAUGGUCCAAACGCAUCCGAAAUGCGAACAGAACUGAAGGAGUUAUAGUACCUCCUCUCUUCAAUGUACCUGCAAUCACUGGAUAGACUACAUCUCUGGAACGAGACCACAUGUUGGCACAGUUGCUGGGGCGUUUGGAAGUGGUCCAAACACGUCCGAAACGCGAAUAGAAGCGAAGGAGUUAUAAUACCUCCUCUCUUCGAUGUACCUGCAAUCACUGAAUGGACUACAUCUCCGGAACGAGGACACACAUUGGCACAGGUGUUGGGGCGUUUGGAAGGGAAGAAAGGAGCUUCUUCUGCUCCUAAUCCUCCAGCUCUGGGGCAUCAUCAGAGCUGCUCUGGUGAGAAGGUGCUAUCCAGGGGGGUUUCUGACGAGGAGGAGGGUCCAAAAGUGCGAUCCUGGACACCUGGGAAUGUGCAAAGACAUAGCCCUGAUGGAAAGGAGCUAUCCAGGGAGGUUUUCGACGAGGAGGAGGGGCAGGAAUGCACCACUGUACAGUCCCAGGUUCCUGUGACAUUGUGGAUAGAUCCUGGGCCUGGGCCCUUCCUGACGAAUGGCAAAUCGGUCCCAGUGAAGCUUCGUGAAGAAUGGGGAGGUGGAAGGGAUGAAAUUGGGUUUGGGGAGGUAUGUGGGAAUCAUGGAGGCGAGGCAAGUGGUGUGCAUGGACCUACUCAACAACUGGACUGGAGAGAACUCCCUUUGAGCGUGUUAUUAUGUGAGGCCUGGCACAAAAGGCCUGCUCUUGUCCUAUCUGGACUGGGCCUAAGCAAGCAGGACAGCUGCCUAGGCCAUACAAGGGGAGGUGGGAUAAGUGCCGCUACUGGUGUAGGGAGCCUGACCAGUGGUGGUUGCGGAGCUUGGGUGGACCUAGCCAAAGGUCCUGGAGUGGGGGAAGGAGGUGUAGUUGGUGAGGAUGGAGGUGGUUGGGAGUGUGGAGCCUCGACGUAG